AUGCAAGGCUUCAACAUGGGACGGUACGUCCCGCCCGAACACGAAGGCACGACAACAGGCAACGCCCUCGCCCGCAAACACCCCCUCGGCGCCCGCGCCUCCAAGCCCGGCAUCCUCGUCGUCCGCUUCGAGAUGCCCUUUGCCAUCUGGUGCGCCCACUGCCCGAAACCGACCAUUAUCGGGCAAGGCGUCCGCUUCAACGCCGAGAAGAAACGCAUCGGGUCCUAUUUUACGACGGCGAUAUGGCAGUUCCGCAUGAAGCACGCCGACUGCGGCGGCUGGAUCGAGAUCCACACCGAUCCCAAGAAUACCGCCUACGUCGUCGUCUCGGGCGCCAAGAAGCGGGAUACAGGCGAGGACAAUGGGAGGGUGCCGGAGGAAGGGGAGAUGGUCAUCCUCACGGAGGAGGAGCGCGAGAAACUUCGUAGCAACGCAUUCGCUUCGCUCGAAAAGACGAUUGAAGACCGCCAACACCUCGCGCAGGCGACGGAGCGCAUAGAUGAGUUACAGGACGCUGCGAAAAGGGCUUGGGAUGAUCCGUAUACGCGCAACAAGGCGCUUCGCGCGACGUUCCGCGCGGGACGCCACCAGCGCGAGCGGGAGGCUGCCGUGGGCGACGCCCUCAAAGAUAAGAUGAGUUUGGGGAUCGAGCUUGUGCCUGCGACGGAGGAGGAUGCGCGGCGGGCGAGGUUGGUUGAGUUUGGGGGUGUUGGGGAUGGGGUUGAUGAGGCGGGGCAGAAGGCUUUUGCGAAGCCGCUUUUUGCGUCGUCUUCUUCCUCUUCUGUUCCUCCGUCUUCAACCUCGGCCAAGGACGGAAAGUCUACAAAGACGACGAUGACAACGAAGACGGCGACUGGUAAGGCGGCGCUACUGCCCAAGGGAACACCCAAAGCAGAGGUCCUCGCUUCCAAGAGGAGGGACACCAUUGUCUCCGAGAUUGUCGGGAACACGCGCAUGGCGAGGGAUCCGUUCCUGGUCGAGACCAAGGCAGCGGAGAGGUCAUUGGCGCCGAGGAUUCCGGGGCUGAAGAGGAAGCGUGAUGAGGACGGUGGUGGUGGUGUUGGUGUGCAGCAGAAACAAGAGUUGCUGAAGACCACGGAGCCCGAGCAGAGCACACCAUCGUCCAAGUCGCUCGUGGCUUAUGAUUCCGAUUCGGAUUGA
Messenger RNA from Colletotrichum fioriniae, 1161 nucleotides. It is a transcript of the gene saf4, whose product is annotated as Protein saf4. The record is from RefSeq and is a predicted model, not a curated record. Lineage: Eukaryota; Fungi; Ascomycota; Sordariomycetes; Glomerellales; Glomerellaceae. Gene Ontology annotation, biological process: mRNA splicing, via spliceosome. Gene Ontology annotation, cellular component: post-mRNA release spliceosomal complex; U2-type spliceosomal complex.